AUGGCCAAUUGUUUGCAGGUAGACGAUGGAAGCGAGGCGAUCCCCAUGGCUAGUUGGGAAGCUGAGGCCAUUCAUGACUAUGGCAAAGCGUACGCACGUAAAUAUUCCGAUUUUAGAGACGAUCAAGCGACGGUUUGGACGAGCAUGUACGAGAAAAAUCUCGGUCGGAAAGUCAGUAGACUACCUCCAUGGGAAGUUUCUCAAACUGGGCGAAAAGAGAGCUCGGAAAGACACUUUGGAGACCCGGACAAGAGGGAUUUUGCUUCGAUCCAUUUAGAAAGGGCUGCUCACUCUGGUGUGCUUGGACAGAAAAAACGCAUAUCAGUUAUAUCGUAUCAAGAGAGCGGAAUAGUUUUUUUCUUAGUCAGUAUUUAG
This is a messenger RNA of Porites evermanni, 375 nucleotides long. Lineage: Eukaryota; Metazoa; Cnidaria; Anthozoa; Scleractinia; Poritidae. The record is from the annotation of a GenBank genome assembly.